Fonsecaea pedrosoi CBS 271.37 is the source of this 1416-nucleotide messenger RNA. RefSeq lists its product as uncharacterized. The record is from RefSeq and is a predicted model, not a curated record. The transcript has 2 exons. Gene Ontology annotation, molecular function: DNA binding; zinc ion binding. NCBI's taxonomy places the organism in Eukaryota, Fungi, Ascomycota, Eurotiomycetes, Chaetothyriales, Herpotrichiellaceae. Gene Ontology annotation, biological process: DNA-templated transcription. Bases 1 to 1416 code for a protein of 471 amino acids.
AUGAAAAUCGAGCAAUUCCAAAGGAUGUUGAAAGCAACCAGCGAUCAACAAUCACUUCCUACCCCGCCUGAAGAAUCGGUGCUCGAGGCCGCGGUCGACCAUGGUCUUUCACCCAAAGCGCAGUCUAACAUCCCUAUGCACGUUUACGAGCGACUUUUAGAGGUUUUCCGCCUGCGCCUAUAUUCCGUGUGGCCCAUCGUCUCGCAUGAUGAACUCAUCACCGCUCUAAGGAGCAAUCAAGAAGACUAUGAGUCGUACUCGCUUGCUGCAGCGCUGUGUGCAGCUGUCAUUGCCCAACUCCGGCUUCCUGAGCAUGUUGUGUCCUCCAGGUCCUCUUCCUCGGAGUUGGUGGCAGAAGCCCAGAGGCUGAGACAGCUUUUCGAGUAUCGAGAACAGUACUCUAUGUCGUCACUUCUGACCUCAUUUUUCCUCCAUAUCUAUUAUGCAAAUGCAGACAAACUCCGCACCGCCGGCUUCUACCUGCGAGAGACCCUCACCUACGCCCAUGGUCUCAAAUUGCAUCAGCUCGACACUUAUACCGGCAUAGACUCAAGAGAGCGUCAAUUAAGAUUGCGAGUUUACUGGAUCUUGUUUAUCUCUGAAAGAACAUAUUGUGUCCAGAAUGGCCUUCCAACCACAUUGAAGCCGAUGCACGAGUUCCCGAGCGCUGAUCCCACAGAAGGAUAUGACGCCGCCCCCGUGCCGGCAUUCAUAGGCUUGAUCCGACUCUUCACCUUCCUUGAUGGCGAUAUUCUCGAUUCUGUCCCCUCGUCAACAAGUCUAGCAUGCAAUCUUAGUGCGAAAGACAGGAUAUCGACCCUACAGCGUGAUCUCAGCUGUCAUCCGCUUAGUGAAGGCUUGAACGAGUCUCAAGGGGUGGAUAUACUGGCUACCCGGAAUUGGAUUCGAAUACUGCUUUGGCAGUAUACAAUUGCCCAUUUUGCGGUGUCUUGUCACGCCCGAGAUCAGGCAUUCUCAGCGUUGCUCCCAACGACGAUUGCACGCGACAUGCUUUCCGUUCUUGAAAAUGUGUCGUGGAAAUCCAUCCAGCCUCAUGGCUAUGGCAUGGUUAGUGGCAUUCAUAGCCUUUCUGGUUUCAGAAAUAACGUCUUGCAGGAGCUCAAGGUAUUUCGCAUCGCCGACUCCUUGUUGGACGUUCUCCUUUGCGCCCCUCCCUCACCUGGAACGCGAGGCCUUUUGAUGGACUCAAGGCACGCGCUGCAUCUCCUAGAGAAAGUGCUCGUUGACGUAGGAGGGACCGAAUCACAAUUCUUGGCCACGUUGCGAAAACGGAUGGUCGAGUCACAACUCCCGGUGCAAAACACUUUGGAAAAUGACCUACAACUUUCAAGGCAUUUGGAAACGGACGGCAACAAGAAGCCCAUGGAUGGGCCGGGUCCUGUUAGCAAUGAGUAG